CAAGUGCUUCCCAAGCGGCAUCAGGCUGGUCUGCCACCGCUUUGCGCUGUUUUAAUCUCUCGGGGUCUCCUUCAAGAGUUCCAGUCAUGGCUUCCAAAGUCAUACCUUGGUAUAAGAAGAAGCAUGUGAGCCAAGUCAAAACUGAUUAUGCUUAUCAUCACACACAAAGCGUUGUGAAGCAUCAGACAGAAAGGAAAUCAAGCUCUAAAUCGUUGAGCCAGGUGCAGGCCCAAGCCACAGAGGCUAUGGCGGAACCAGCGUACACCAUACCGGCGUUCCGGCAGAGGACUGCUGAGGGGACAGAGGAGUACCAGAGAGUGAGCACGAAUGUUGGGAAAGGAUUGACCGUUAUUCAGGAGGAGCUGCACAGGAUGAGGGUUGCUACCAAGGCCAAAGUGGAUAGUCUGGCUAUCCAGAGAGAGGUUAAGAACAUGAUGGUGAAGAGGCUGGAUAUUUUGGAUGAUAUCCCCAAGAUGCCGGACUUCCUGAUUGCCCUGCGGCCCCACACAGUGUGGGAGAAGACCCCUGUCAAACUGUUCUGCACUGUGCAGGGAAACCCGAGGCCCAUUGUCAAAUGGUAUAAAGGCGGUGUGCCAGUCGACCCCUUGAGCGCUCCAGGAAAGUACAAGAUUGAAAACAAGUAUGGAGUCCACAGUUUGAUCAUUAGCAGGUGUGUUGUGAGUGAUACUGCUGAGUACAGCGCUGUGGCCACCAACCCUCAUGGCACAGCUAGCAGCAAGGCAAUGGUUGCUGUGAAGAGACCAGCAGGAGCCGGGGAGCUCUGCCAUCUUGGACUGGUGCCCCAUCUGACUGAGAUCCAUGCCAGUAAGCUGGAGGUGACCCUGCUCGAUCGUUUCUCAGUGUCCUUUGGUGUGGAGGAUGGCUCCAUCAGUCUGGUGUGUACCAUGGUGGUGGUACCCGACCUGCCUAACGUCCCCCCCCUCGCCCAGUGGUACAGAGAUGAUAAACUGCUGAAGCCCAGCAGCCUGGUACAGAUGUCUGUGGGUGGUGGUGUCGCCCGUCUGACUCUACCUCAGCUGGCCAAGGACGAUGAAGGCCUCUACACCCUCCGCAUCUUUACAAAGGACGGCACCGCUGAGCACAGUGCCUACCUGUUUGUCUCAGAUGCCGUCCCCUCUAAGCCCGGUGCCCCUGGUGCACCAAUGAGCGUGAAGGCAUAUGACAUCAACUCAGACUACGUCUUGGUUGCCUGGAAACCCCCAAACACCGUCAAUGAGGCAGCAAUCACCGGAUACUUUGUGGAUAGGUGUGAAGCAGGAAAAGACACCUGGGUCCAGUGCAACGACUCCCCUGUGAAGGUUUGUAAAUACCCGGUGCACGGCCUGAGCGUGGGACACUCCUACCACUUCCGGGUCAGAGCCGUGAACAGCGCCGGCACCAGCAGACCAUCACGUAUGUCGGACAAAGUGACCGCCCUUGAUGCUGCCGAGAGCGAAAGGCUGCAAGUGAUUAAAAUCGAAGGAAGAUACGACAUAGUCAUCAAGGAUGAUGACCUGGAAGGCUAUGUAACUCUACCGGGGGAGCCCACCGACGUACACGCGUCUGAGGUUUUCAAAUCGUACCUCGUCCUGAGCUGGAAGCCUCCCAGCCCCCGUGGACGAGCUCCACUGUGGUACAUCAUCGAGAAGUGCUUAGCAGGCACUGGAGCAUGGCAGCGGCUCAACACAGCAGUCAAACUUUGCUCCCCCCGUUACCCGGUUUAUGAUUUGCAAGAUGAGCAAAUGUACCAGUUCCGAGUGUAUUCGGUCAACAUGUACGGCUGCAGCGAGGCCUCAGCGCCCUCCGAGCCUGUCCAAAAGGUGGAUAAAGAUGGUGUCCCCUCCGCUCCCGGUAAGGUCGUUGCCACCAGAAACACCAAGUCGUCCGUGUUUGUGCAGUGGGAAGCUCCCAAAGCUCUGAAAAACCUGAUGGGAUAUUACAUCGAUGGCCGCGUUGUCGGAGCCAAGGACUGGUUCCCCUGUAAUCACAAACCUUUCAAGCACACCAGGUUUGUGGUCCACGGCCUGAUCCCUGGAGAGACCUAUGCUUUCCGUGUCCAAGCUGUCAACGUCUUUGGUCUCAGUGAUGAGUCUCAGGAGUCCUCUCCCAUCGCUGUGGAGUCGGCCCUCGCCACUCCCAGUGCUCCAUACGGCAUCACCUUGCUGAACAGCGACGGCUCCUCCAUGACUAUCGCCUGGAAGAGUCCCAAACACUGCGGCGGCUCUAAGGUCAAUGCUUUCUACGUUGACAAGAGAAACGCAGACACUUUGGUGUGGAAGGAGGUCAACCUGCAGGCUGUCACUGAGAGGAUCUGCACUAUUGACAGUCUGACAGAGGGAACCUUCUACGAGUUUAAGGUCCAGGCCGCUAACAUGGCCGGUGUGGGCGUGCCCUCAGCUCCCAGCGCCGCAAUGAAAUGUGAAGCUUGGACCAUGGAAGAGCCGGGCCCCGCCUACGACCUGAGCUUCAGUGAGGUCAGAAGUCACUCCCUGGUCCUCCUGUGGAAAGCUCCCAUCUACACCGGAGCUGGUGCAGUCACUGGAUAUCUUGUGGACAUGGCCAAGAAGGGGUCAUCUGAGUUUGUCACUCUGAACCAGGAAGCUGUGAGCCACCGUUAUCUGAAGGUGUCAGGUCUGGAGGAAGGUGAAAGCUACGUGUUCAGAGUUCGUGCUGUUAAUGCAAAGGGUGUGGGAAAACCUUCUCAGGUGUCCGAGCCGGUCUGUGCCAAAGCUCUGCCAGGCACCCAGGAGAUCGUAGCUGGAGUGGAUGAGGAGACCGGAGAUGUCUUCCUGUCUCUGGAGGCCUGUGAGAUCUGUGACACGUCCAAGUUUGUCUGGUCCAAGAACUACAAACCCAUCGGAGACUGCCCCAGGGUCGCUGUGACAAACAAGGGCAGAACUUCCAGACUGACUUUCACCAACCCUGAUAAAGACGAUUUGGGAAAAUACUCUGUGGUGGUCACCGACACAGACGGAGUCUCUUCUAGCCACACUCUGACUGAGGACGCUCUGAACACCAUGCUGGAGCUCAGCUACGCCAUCAGACAUCCAGUUGUUCCUCUGAAACAUGGUCUGAACUACGAGAUCUUGGAGAAGGGUCACGUGCGUUUCUGGCUGCAGGCCGUCAAACUGUCGCCAUCUGUGUCCUACAGGUUCAUAGUUAAUGACAAGGAGGUCACCAGCGGGGAGGGACAUAAGAUCAGUCACGACGUGGCCUCAGGAAUCAUCCAGAUGACGGUCGAUCUUUUUACCAGAGCCAACGAGGGCACGUACACCGUCCAGAUCACCGAUGGCAAGGCCAAAACUCAGAGCUCCCUGGUGCUGGUUGGAGACGUGUUCAAAGUUGCUCUGAAGGAGGCUGAGUUCCAGAGGAAAGAGCACAUCAGGAAGCAAGGUCCACAUUUCUCUGAGUAUCUGUAUUUCACUGUCACUGAGGACUGCACUGUCAUGCUCGCCUGCAAGGUGGCUAACGUGAAGAAGGAGACGACUUUCCACUGGUACAGAGAGGACGAUGAGAUCGUUCCAGAAACUCCUCCAAAUGUCAUGUCUGGAGCCUGUGCUCUCCCCAUCCCUCUGUUCUCCAGGAAAGAUCAGGGCAUCUUCAAGGCCACACUCAGUGACGACAGAGGAAAGGACACGUCUGUGUUUGAUAUUUCAGGACAAGUGUUUGAUGACAUCAUUAACGCCAUUGCUAAGAUCGCUGGUUCAUCUGCCUCUGAUCUGGUGCUGCAGUGUACUCCAGAGGGCAUCAGGCUGCAGUGCUACAUGAACUACUACACAGAGGAGAUGAAGACCAUCUGGAAACACAAGGAGAGUAAGAUUGCCUCCUCUGAGAAGAUGAGGAUCGGUGGAACAGCUGAGAUGGCCUGGAUGCAGAUCUGUGAUCCAUCCGACAAGGAGAAGGGUCACUACUCCAUCGAGAUCUCAGACGGCGAGAAGACUCACACCAGGACCUUUGAUCUCUCUGGACAAGCAUACACUGAUGCCUAUGAGGAGUACCUGAGACUUAAGGCAGCUGCAUUCGCUGAGAAAAACCGCGGCAGAGUUGUCGGUGGUCUGCCUGACGUCGUCACUAUAAUGGAAGCGAAGUCUCUGAGCCUGACCUGUACCGUGUGGGGCGAGCCGACACCUGAGGUCACCUGGUUCAAGAAUGAGCAGGAGGUCGCCUCCAACGAGCACACCAGGGUCACGUUCGACGGUGGCAAGUUUGCCAGCCUUGUCAUCAACAAAGUCACUCCCGACGACUCGGGCAAGUACAGCAUCAACGUGCGGAACAAGUACGGCGGCGAGUUCGUCGAGAUCACCGUCAGCGUGUACCGGCACGGCGAGCAGAUCCCAGUGGCCAAAGUAGGACAACCCAAAACACCUGCUGCCACGCCUGCAUCCACGCCUGUGCCGCCCAAGUCCCCAGCUCCCCCCUCCAAGACCCCCACUCCCACCCCCUCCAAGUCCCAGACCCCGAUGUCCAUGAAGAGCCCAACUCCAGCCUCCACCCCUGCUUCUACUCCCGUCCCAAAAUCUCCAACCCCGACCCCCAAGUCUCCAACCCCGACUCCAUCUCGCGGUGUCAAGUCGCCAACCCCACCCAGAUUCAUGAAGUCCCCGACCCCACCCAGAAAGUAAAUGGUGGUUGCCAGGGGUUUUCUGUUAGCAUGAGUGUGAAACCGAGAGCUGUUCAUUUGAAGUUUCUGUAGAGGUAGCUGCUGUAAAGUCCCUCUAUGUGAGCUAGCUGCAGGAAAUAAAAAAAAAACAUUAGAGGGACUUUUACAGCAGCUGCAAACAUUCAGUAGAUGUCCUGUAUGGUUAAA
Labrus mixtus (cuckoo wrasse) is the source of this 4807-nucleotide messenger RNA. It is a transcript of the gene myom2a, whose product is annotated as myomesin 2a. Gene Ontology annotation, molecular function: protein binding. The transcript is spliced from 37 exons. The coding region runs from base 87 to 4622 and encodes 1511 amino acids. Lineage: Eukaryota; Metazoa; Chordata; Actinopteri; Labriformes; Labridae. The record is from RefSeq and is a predicted model, not a curated record.